AUGCCGACCGCCACUCGGUACGAGGACGUCUGCCCUGCUGCUGCUGCCGAAGAACAAGAAGACCCGAUGGCGGACGCUGAGCAAGAGCUCCCUCCCCGCCAGCAGCGACCGAUUAGGCCGCGCGUCGUCCGAACGGCUCGGCGACGCAUGGCGAUGCAGGAGUCCGGGAAUCGCCCCGCCGACGAGCCGAAGGAGCAGAACAAUCGGGACACGGAGAAUGUGCGCUCGAUUGACGUCAACCAGCGUAGCCUCAGGAGACGGCCGCUGCCCUGGCGAGAAGAUCGGGACGCUUCCCCGAAGCGCAUCCCGCAGCCAGCUAGAAGAUUGGCGAUUUUGGCCGAUCGGGACCCAUCUCCCCCUCCGGCACCUCCGGCAAGGCCGAUGGCCGCUCCGAGGAUUCGGCAUUCGGGCGGACUACAGUACCGACCUCGGCGAAGGCACGCAAGAAUGCCUAUCGUCGAAUAUUCGAAUGCCGACGACACGUCCGAGUCGUCGUCUUCAGAGGAUGAGGCCUCAGUUUCGUCACGGGUCCGUGAAUUCCAGCUACUCGUCGCCAGAAAGCAUCGCGGCGAAUUCAGCAAUGUGCCGGAGCGUCGUCAGGUCGAGAUCAACCGCGCCAUCCGCGCCGGCACCUCGCUUUCCCAGGCACAUCCCAUCUAUUCGAACUCUGGCAUGGAAGACAUGCUGCGACCGCAGCGUUUCGACACCAUCCUCGGCAUGGACUCGCCCGACGCCGGGGUCCAGGAGCAGCACGCGUGGAACGCGGAUGAUCGGUCUCUCAAUAUCUUCGUCCGGGAUGACGACAAGUUCACGUUCCACCGCCAUCCGGUCGCUCAGAGCACCGACUGCAUCCGCGGCAAGAUGGGCUACUCGCACGGGUUCCACGUCUGGCAGAUCGAGUGGCCGCAGCGGCAGCGCGGGACUCACGCCGUCGUCGGCGUCGCUACAAAGGAAGCUUCCCUGCACGCCGUCGGCUACGUCAGUCUGAUCGGGACGAACGAGCACAGCUACGGCUGGGAUUUGACCCGGAACGAAUGCCUCCACGACUCCAAGCACUCCUCCGCGUGGGCCUACCCGGUCGGGUUGGGCGGCCGACAGCGAGACGAGGAGUUCCAGGUGCCGGACAAGUUCUACUGCAUCCUGGACAUGGACGAGGGCUACAUGGCGUUCGCCACCGAGAACCAGUAUCUCGGUGUUGCCUUCAGGAAUCUCAAGGGCAAAACCUUGCACCCGAUCGUCUCGGCCGUGUGGGGCCACUGCGAAGUGACGAUGAAGUACCUCGGCGGACUUGACCCCGAGCCCCGACUGCUGAUGGACAUUUGCCGACGCGUCAUCCGCCAAGAGCUCGGCCGUGAGCGCCUUCACUGCGUCGAGGAGCUGCGCCUGCCCGCCGCCCUCAAGCGCUACAUUCUCUACAAA
Messenger RNA from Mesorhabditis spiculigera, 1419 nucleotides. The record is from the annotation of a GenBank genome assembly. Lineage: Eukaryota; Metazoa; Nematoda; Chromadorea; Rhabditida; Rhabditidae.